This is a messenger RNA of Drosophila hydei, 3816 nucleotides long. Its product is annotated as DENN domain-containing protein 1A. The coding region runs from base 491 to 3391 and encodes 966 amino acids. Gene Ontology annotation, cellular component: intracellular membrane-bounded organelle; cytosol. The transcript is spliced from 10 exons. Gene Ontology annotation, biological process: endocytic recycling; endocytosis. NCBI's taxonomy places the organism in Eukaryota, Metazoa, Arthropoda, Insecta, Diptera, Drosophilidae. Gene Ontology annotation, molecular function: guanyl-nucleotide exchange factor activity; phosphatidylinositol phosphate binding. The record is from RefSeq and is a predicted model, not a curated record.
GCAUCGAGUACAAGUGCAACUGCCGUCGGAGUUGGUUGGUUUGCGUCGAUGCGUUAAUUUUUUGUUAGUGUUUUUGUCAUUGAAAGUGUUUUUGUUCCAACUACUUUGCAUGAAAAUAAGUGUGCCAAAUAUAUCAAUAAAUAUUGGGGCCAAGCAAACGCCCAGAAUCAAAUGAAGGGUGCUCUUUAAAGAAUUGGAAAAAUCGCAAUCUCAAUCGCAAUAGCCAGUGAAAAACAAUGAAUGAUAUGAUUCAAUGACGUCGCGAAACCAAUCCGUGAUUCGACAAAGCGAAAGAGAAAGAAGAGAAGGGAAAAGUCACAGUGAACAGCCGACUGUGAAUAUUUAUGCGGGCUGCUGCUCCUACUGUUGACAAUAUAACUCAAAACACAAAUUAAUACAUAAAAAUAGCUCCAAAGAAUCGUAAAAAACUCACCUAUUAAAAUUGAUUAAAACAUGUGCUAGAAACAAAAAAAAAUAAAUAAAUCUUCAGAUGGGUUCACGUAUCAAAAACGACGCAAAGAAACUCUUUGAGUUUUGGUGUGAAGUCAAACCCACACACGGCAUCGAUCGUGGCAGUGUUAAUCGUAAUGGUGGAGGAACCGCAACACCCGCUGGCAUUAUUACAGAAAGCUUCCCGGAGGGCUUUCGCGAUAAGGAGGUGCUUAAUGGUAUCCCAUCGUUUGCGUUUCCCUGCGAUCUCGUAAGGGACUCUGUACAAUCCUAUUCUUUCGUGCACACAACAGGCGAUUCGAAAUGGCGUUUUGGCUUCUGUCGACACGAUCCGAAAACGGAAACAGCGAUGGUGCUGAUCACCUAUCUACCAUGGCAUGGUCCUUUCCUCAAGCUGUUAACUGUGUUAGCAGAUUUAAAACGCACUGAUCUAAAUGAGUUUCGUACCUUUCUAUCGGAAGCAUACAACAGAGGCAUACCUGAUGCGGGUGGGAGUCUAACGGUAUACUAUAACAGUGGGCAAAGCCAUUUUACAUUUGAACGGCCAUUGCCAUUUCAGCUGCCUAGCAUACCAGAAAAUCAAAAUCUAAGUCUCUAUUAUAACUUUGUGGAUUCUAAGGAUAUGAUAAGUGUGUUUGCUGCCAUGCUUGCCGAGCGUCGCAUUAUAUUCACAUCGAGUCAUUUGGAUCGACUAUCCUCGUGUAUACAGGCAGCCAAUGCAUUCCUCUAUCCCAUGGUCUGGCAGCAUAUAUUCAUACCUGUGUUGCCCUGGGAGUUUAAGGAUUACUUGGGCGCACCUAUGCCAUAUUUAAUUGGUGUGCCAGAGCCAGUGCUCGAAACUGUUUCUGCCGAUGAGCUCGGUGAAGUUGUGAUCUUAAACUGUGAUACGAAAAUGUUGGAGACUCCGUUUGAUGAUGUGCGCGCACUGCCUCCAGAGAUUGUGUCGCAGCUUAAGAAACAUUUAAGCCACACACAGGAUCAUAUCGGGGAUCGUAUUUCCAAAAUUUUUCUCGGCGCUUUGGUACAACUGAUUGGCGGCUAUCGCGAUGCUGUUGAGUUUCACGAUACCUGCAAAACGUUUAAUCGCGAUAAGUUCAUUGAAUCUCGACCCGCCCACCUGCGCCCGUUUCUUACCAAAAUGAUGGAGCUGCAAAUUUUCGCCCAGUUCAUUGACGAUCGACUCAAAAUGCUAAAUAGCGGCUUGGGCUUUUCAGAUGAAUUCGAACGGGAAACAGUUCGGUAUGCAGAGAAGAUGAAGAAACGCGGUCGCAACUAUGUCUUCCUCAAGCAUGUCAAGGACAAGACUAAUCCAGCUGUUAAGUCUGCUGUUAAAUCGGUGAAGGAGAGCUCGCGUGGUGUUAAGACCGCAUACAAGAAGUGGCGGGAUAACGGCAACGGCCACAAUCAUAAUCCUAAUCAUCAAUUCCAUUUCGGGCUGAGCUCCCCUCAGCACUCUGAUCGACCUGACGGCAGUAGCAAUAGCCUAGGAGGUUACGGGCGUAAAGUCACGCAUCGUUCGGCGCCAAGUUCACCGGUGUGCAGCAAACGCCUGGAGCGUGAGAUCAAUUUGAAUGGCAGCGCAGCACGCGAGCAACAACAGCAAGCAAUGCUGCAGUUGCCACAGCAACGACGCGCUCCUGUGCCGCUGGUUAUGUCCAGUUCAAGCAGCCAUAUACCUGCGAAUGGCUAUGCGUUGGGUGCGCCGAAUAAUGCUCAUUUCGAUCAUAUUGUGGGUGCGUCUCCUGCUGUUAGCUCGGCAAGCUCGAUCUGUUCAUCGGAGAUGAAUCUGUCGCAGGAGCUGCAGAAUCAUCCGCUGUUCAAAACGCCCGCCGUCGAUCGAAGCCUAAAGCCCAACGCUGAGCAACAACACAGCACGCGCUUACGUAGUGGCGCACCGCCGGCACGCCCACCGCCGCCUACGCUGCCAGCAUCACAGCCUGCCGCCUACUACAAUCAUCCGUAUGCGCCAAAUACGAACACCAGCAAUGGAAGCAACAGCACUAGAGGCAAUCCAUAUCCAAUCAACAACUUGAAGCCCCCCAGGCACACCUCAACGCCCACUAAGGUCCGUCCGCUGGCCAGCACAGACUCAAGCUUUGAUAACCCACCAGAUAUGCAAUCGCCUCCUAUACCACCGCGACGUCAAUGUAGUGCCAAUGUAGUGGUGGCAGCCACAGCGGCUGCUGUCAGCGCUGGCAUCAAUCGUCUGGAGCGCAAUUGCUGGCAGGAUGAACAAAACAAUUCGAUGCGCAGCUCGAACAACUCGUCAGCUUCAUCGGCAUCGGCAUCGUCUAGUUCGUCCUGCGCCUCAUUCGUGACGGCAGCUUCACGAUUCUCGCAGCUAAAUAUAUCAUCGCCCCAGAGCUCCGAUUCAGCGCCCAUACCAACGCCGCGGGCCAAGAGAGAGUCACCCCGCAGCAGUAACAGCAGCAACAACGCUCAACCAAACCCGCAGGACAGCAUGAAUGAUCUGAUAUCGCUGGACGAUAGCAACAAUACCAGCUUCGAUUUGGAGGAUUUUGAUCCACUAAAUCAGAAUGCGCGUCCAUUGCCGACGCUUGGCAAAACUUUUGGCAGCAAUCACAAAUCCAAGUCCAGCACCUUGCCCGCUGGUGUUAACAGCAGUGUAAUCAACAAUGUUGGGGGCGGCAAUAGCGUUAAUAAUCCAUUGUAUCCCUACUUUGCGCCUAAGCACAUGGCCACAGUGGCGGCUGUUACGAACCGAGUGGUGAAUCCGCUACCACCACAAAAUCAACGCAGUAGCAACAACAGGGCCAAGCCGCCGGAUGAUGACUUUGAGCUACUGCGUAAAUACGGAUUGGAUCAGUUCUCUCUAAAUACAUCAACAGAAACAACUGCUACAGGUGCCACUACAAAACCAGCUUUAACAGCAGGUGCAGGUGGCGGCAAGGGCAUGAACAACUGGACGACCUUUGAUUAGAGUGAAGGCAACGUUAACUGGAAAAGAUACCAAAAUAAGUGUGAUUAGAUUUAUGAUUCGUAUUGUAUUAUAUACAAAUAUAUACAUAUAUAAAUACGUAUAGCUAGGCCUAGGCGAUAUAUGAUAUACCAGACAAACGAAACCUUAAAUAAUAUUAUGCUAGAUAUAUAGAGCGAGAACAACAAAAAACUUGUGUUAACUAUUAACGGCUUAUUAAAAAACCAAAAAAAAACGAAAUGCAGAAGCAUCAAAUUAAUGAGCAACUGUUUCAAAAGAGAAUAAAAAAUAUUACAAAUACAUUUGACUUCCAAAUCAAAAAGACACACAAAGCAUUAGCACAUAGCGAGAAUUUAAUCCAAUUAGCUUAACAAAUCAAUUAAAAAUUCUAUUUAAAAUAUACAUGUAUAUAAAUAUUUAAACAAAAA